Messenger RNA from Lichtheimia ornata, 909 nucleotides. RefSeq lists its product as uncharacterized. NCBI's taxonomy places the organism in Eukaryota, Fungi, Mucoromycota, Mucoromycetes, Mucorales, Lichtheimiaceae. Gene Ontology annotation, biological process: lipid metabolic process. The record is from RefSeq and is a predicted model, not a curated record. Gene Ontology annotation, molecular function: phosphoric diester hydrolase activity. The transcript has 4 exons. Bases 1 to 909 code for a protein of 302 amino acids.
AUGACAAAGGACAAGGCUGUAGUGACAAUCCCUGAUGUCGUUGCGCACCGUGGUUAUUCGGGCCAGUAUCCUGAAAACACAAUGAUUUCAUAUGAAAAGGCGAUCGAGAACAACGCCUCUGCUUUGGAAGGUGACAUUCGCAUGACCAAGGAUGGCGAGAUUAUCAUGAUGCACGAUAUGACCCUGAAUCGCACCACGACGGGUACAGGCAACAUUGGACAAGUGAACUGGCAUGGAUACAUUGAUGGCCUUGUGACCAAAACCGAUCCCCCACAACCGAUACCCCGUUUUAAGGAUGUUGUACAACUCAUGCUUCGACGAGAUGUGAUUGACAAGAACAUGUACAUGAUUGUGGAUAUCAAGUUUGAUAACCCAAUAGCGAUCCUGAAUGCUGUCCACGACCUACUAAAAGCAGAAUUCGCUGAUCACAUGAAGACCUUGGCUCGCCAAUUGGUGAUUGGUAUAUGGCACGUUGACUUUUUAAAGACGACGCAAGAUCUGUUUCCCGAUUUCAAGAUAUGCUUCAUUGGAUUAUCCCUGGAUGCCGCUCGCAAGUACUUUUUUGAUGCCGCAGACUUACUCAGCAUGCCAUUCGCUGCCUUGGCUGAUAAGGAAGGCCACGAAUUUAUCCAAGAAGCCCAUGCCCGUGGUAAACGUGUAGCCACUUGGACCGUCAAUGAUGUUGAACAGAUGCAUGAGUGCUUAGCCAUGGGCGUGGAUGCUGUGGUUGGUGAUCACGUGCAAGUCAUGGUCAAGCAUUUGCGUGAAACGCUGGAAGGUCUUUCGGUUGAUGAAUAUGCCGAUUACAUUACAAAGAGCACCUAUUUAAGCCAUAGACGCACUCGAGUUUACUUUUAUCUUUUGAAAAAGGCAAUGCACUAUGCUAGCCGUGGGUACAUUGGAAUGUAA